UUUGAUGAUGAAUUAAGAUAAUAAAAAUAACUAAAUUUAUAUCUUUAAAAAUAUAAAUAAAAAAAAAUCCAUCCAAUUCAGGAAACAACACCCCUAAAUCCAAUUAUUUGGUAAGAUAUAAAAUUUUGUUCGGUCUCACCAGGACAAACACCUUUAAAAUAGUGCUAUAAUGUUCUAGGACAACACUUUCAACCACGCUUAGCAUACAAUACAAAAUUUUAAAGAUCGUUUUUCUAGCGGUGAUACAACGACCCUUGUAGUUAGAGAGGAUAUGGAAAAGAGUCUCUUAGAGAAGGAGGGUGCUUCACCCACAAUAACAUGGAGUUGUAUCGUUCAAGAGAUGAAAAGUGUCGGUUAUAUAGCAGGUCCUAUGAUUGCUGUCACUUUGUCACAGUAUUUUCUGCAAAUAAUAGCAAUGAUGAUGGUUGGUCACUUGGGCAAGCUUGCUCUCUCUAGCACUGCCAUUGCCAUCUCUCUCUGUGCUGUCACUGGUUUCAGUCCUAUUUUUGGAAUGUCAUGUGCACUAGAAACUCAAUGUGGGCAAGCAUAUGGAGCACAGCAAUAUCGAAAAUUCGGUGUUCAAAUUUACACUGGUAUUGUUUCUCUUACUUUAGCUUGUCUUCCUCUAACUCUUUUGUGGAUCUACUUGGGGAAGAUACUCGCUUUACUUGGCCAAGACCCUUUGAUUUCUCAAGAAGCUGGAAACUUUGCCUUGAGCAUGAUCCCUGCUCUAUUUGCUUAUGCAACACUUCAGUCCUUGGUUCGAUAUUUUCUUAUGCAAAGUUUGAUCAGUCCCCUUGUCAUUAGUUCUGCCAUUACUCUAUGCUUCCAUGUAGCUUUCUGUUGGCUACUAGUUUUUAAGUCUGAAUUGGGCAACUCCGGAGCAGCAUUUUCUAUUGGAACUUCAUACUGGCUGAAUGUGAUUUUACUCGGAUUAUAUAUGAAAUUCUCUCUUCAGUGUGAAACAACUCGUGUCCCAAUUACAAUGGAACUAUUCCAUGGGAUGGGAGAGUUCUUCCGCUAUGCUAUUCCUUCAGCAGGUUGCCUUGAAUGGUGGUCAUUUGAGCUGCUAACCUUGCUUUCUGGCCUUCUACCAAAUCCAGAGCUUGAAACUUCUGUCUUAUCCAUAUGUUUAUCAAUCAUCGCGACAAUCUACACAAUCCCAGAAUCAAUUGGUUCAGCAGUCAGCGCUAGAGUUUCAAAUGCAUUAGGAGCUGGAAAUCCACAAGCAGCACGAGUGUCUGUUUCUGCUGCAAUGGCUCUUGCAGUUUUGGAGGCCAUUCUUGUGAGCUCAACCAUUUUUGCUUGCAGACAUGUUUUAGGUUAUGUAUUUAGCAAUGAGCAGGACGUGGUGGAUUAUGUCACAGAUAUGGUUCCUCUUUUAAGUCUUUCUAUUUUACUUGACACCUUACACGGUACUCUUUCAGGCAUUGCUAGAGGAUGUGGAUGGCAGCAUCUGGGAGCAUAUGUAAACCUUGGAGCUUAUUAUGUUUUGGGAAUUCCAACUGCUGUUAUAUUGAGUUUCUGGUUACAAUUAAGAGGUAAAGGGCUGUGGAUUGGAAUAUUAGUUGGUGCCUUCAGCCAAGCAGUUAUGCUAGCUCGUAUAACAAGUUGUACAAACUGGGAAAUCCAGGCAAUUAAAGCAAGGGAAAGGAUAUUUCAGACAAGUUUUGCUGUAGAAGACGGGCUAGUUUAAGCAAAUGAGAGAAGAUCAAAUUUUAGUUACUUAGAGGAGGAAAAAGUUUUCUAACAGAACAUGUGUAUUAAUAUUGAUCUGUUAUUUUUUCUCAAUCCAAGUUUUGUUAGGGUUAUGUAUUGUGAAGUAAAGCAAUUUGAUGGAUUCAAGCA
This is a messenger RNA of Cajanus cajan (pigeon pea), 1848 nucleotides long. NCBI's taxonomy places the organism in Eukaryota, Viridiplantae, Streptophyta, Magnoliopsida, Fabales, Fabaceae. The record is from RefSeq and is a predicted model, not a curated record.